AUGUUCGUUCCCCUGCCGGUGCCGUUAGUGCUGCAGAGAGCUGCUCCCGACCUCUGGCGGCUCAAAGCCCCGCUGCCUCUGCGCUCCACACACGAUAUCAGGAUGAAUAAAGCAGUUGAUGAUGAGAAGACUGAAGCUGACUUUCCUGCAGACAGCACAGAUUCGAAGAAGAACAGUCCCAAGUCUAAUGAUCAGACCCAGCCAAUGAAAACAAGCCCAUUCUGCUUCUCUCCUGCCCCAAGCCACACCAAGGUUAAAGCAGGAGAAGUCCCCGAGCUCAGUUCCCAUGCUCCACCUCCUCCAGCUCAGCCUCCUCUACCACAUACGCAGCUCAUGUUGGCUGGCAGUCAGCUAGCAGGGGACAUUCAGCAGCUGUUGCAGCUGCAGCAGUUGGUGCUGAUGCCAAGUCACCCUCUGCAGUCUCAUGCCCAGUUCCUCUUGCCCCAGGCACAAGCCCAGCAGAGCCCACAGGGUCUGCUUUCAACACAAAAUUUGAUUUCACUACCUCAGCAAAGCCCUGGAUCUCUCCUGACCACUCCACCCAGACUGAGCAUGCAAACUCAGAAGGGAAGGGACAGCAGCAUGACACCAUCAGCAGCUGCACCCAUGAGCUUGGCUGCCACAGUAACCUCACACGGUGAGGAGCCGAGUGACCUGGAGGAGCUGGAGCAGUUUGCUCGCACCUUCAAACAAAGGAGGAUUAAACUUGGCUUCACCCAGGGUGAUGUGGGAAUGGCCAUGGGGAAGCUGUAUGGUAAUGACUUCAGUCAGACCACCAUCUCACGCUUUGAGGCGCUCAACCUCAGCUUCAAGAAUAUGUGCAAGCUCAAACCCCUGCUGGAGAAAUGGCUGAGUGAUGCAGAAACCAUGGCAAUAGACAGCAUGCUGCCCAGUCCCGGCUCGCUGUCCUCUCCGAUGCUAGGCUUUGAGGGGUUGCCUGGACGACGCAGGAAGAAACGCACCAGCAUUGAGACAAACGUCCGCGUUGCUCUGGAGCGUAACUUCAUCACAAACCAGAAGCCUACCUCAGAGGAGAUCCUUCUGAUGGCCGAGCAGCUCAACAUGGAAAAGGAGGUGAUCCGUGUCUGGUUCUGCAACCGCCGGCAGAAAGAGAAACGCAUCAACCCCUCAAGCACCACCCCUCCCCUGCCCAGCCAGCCCCCCCCUGCAACACACAAACCCCCCUGCUACAGUUCACACAUGAUGUCCAGUCAGGGACUAGUUCAGGCAACCACAUCAAAUCUCAAUGUGACAGGUAAAAGCCCAACUUUGACAUUUUCAAAAUUGCUGUUAUCUGACACAAAUCUUAUUCUGUCAGAUUUAUUCUCUCUAAUUUUCUCUCCGUAGCUGUUAGUCCCACCCCCUCUGUGGCCUGCCCUCCUAACCCUAUUGGCCAUGCAUCAAUGAGCUCUGCCCCACCAUCAGUGACUUCCCCUACUCUCAGCACAGCUAGCCCCAGCCCGACUGGGUAAGUACAUAACACUCAUGUCUUCAGAUUAUUUCCAUUUCCGUUCAUCAUUUUGGUUUUUAUCCAAAGUGACCUACAGUUGGCCUAAGCACUAUGGAUAUACACUUGCUCCUUGCUUUCUUAGUGGUUUCAUAGUCUUAUUUAUACAGGUUUAUUUGAACCCCAUUGAGAUGAUGAGGUUUAAGAAGUUUAAAAAACACCUGUGACACGAGCCAGACAGAAGCAGGUAGUGUUGGGUCCAAGGGGCCAAGCUGGACUCAAGUCCAAGUCCUUAAUAUCCGAGUCCAAGUCUAGUCUGACUGAGUCCAGAAAGAAAAUAAAUUGAAAGAAGAUUUGAAAUUGCAAUUGUAAACUCAACACUAUUACACAAUUUACACGAGUGCGUGAUAAGUUUGAGUUCGUUCAUAAUUGGACUCAAGUCCAAGUCCGGAAUCAAGUACCCCAACUCUAGAAGCAGGUUUUUCCUCCAAGAAGCAAGAUUAGAUUCUCAUUAUAAAUAUACACUGAGGAAAAAUAAGUAUUCUGACUUUUUGUUAUUUAAUAUAUUUCAAGUAUAUACAGUACUGUGCAAA
Messenger RNA from Ictalurus furcatus (blue catfish), 2040 nucleotides. Its product is annotated as POU domain, class 2, transcription factor 2-like. Gene Ontology annotation, cellular component: nucleus. The record is from RefSeq and is a predicted model, not a curated record. Gene Ontology annotation, biological process: regulation of transcription by RNA polymerase II. The coding region runs from base 1 to 1347 and encodes 448 amino acids. Lineage: Eukaryota; Metazoa; Chordata; Actinopteri; Siluriformes; Ictaluridae. Gene Ontology annotation, molecular function: DNA-binding transcription factor activity, RNA polymerase II-specific; RNA polymerase II cis-regulatory region sequence-specific DNA binding. The transcript is spliced from 12 exons.